UCUCCAGAGUGAAAGUGAAAUUAAAAGCGUGCUGCUGCCGGAAACCUGGGGCUGAGCCUGGUUCCAGCUCCUCUUUCUGAGCAUUUUGGACCCCUCUUUAGGAGCAGUAUGAUCCUGGCACUAAUUCUGUGCUGCUGCAUGCUGCCUGUGCUGGCAGGGACAGUGGAAGACCCCACACCAGUGCCUGGGCUCCGCAAGGUGGAUAUUGUCCUUGACUGCUCCUAUGUGGGAGAAGGAGGAUUGCCAAGAGCUUUUGGUGGCUCCCAGCAUCCUGCUACCCUGGUGCUGAGGGGACUCAGCAUCACAGAUGAUGGCACCCUGGGAGAUGUAACUGACUAUGAGAUCUCACAGGAAGACCACAGCUCCUCUCCUCCCAUCAUCUUUGAAGCCUCAGUGCAGCUAGUAUCCAUCCCAUACGCAGAGGUCCUGCUGCAUGCAGAUUGCAAUGGGGAGGAAGUGAGCUGUGAGCUUUCCCCCUAUAGUUUUCAGCAAGAGGGCGAUGGUCUCUGCCCUGCCUCCUGGUUCCUGGCCACCAUUCAGCUCUCCAGUGGGAUCAGCAUUGCCCUGCUGCUCAGGGGGCCCAGCUGCAGCAGCCAGAAGGAGGAGGGACACGAUGUGACACUGCACCCAAAGCUGAGGAUUCCAAUGAGCAAGGAGGGGACUCUGCUGAUGACAGUGGAAUUUCAAUCAUCAUCAAACAACACUUCCCUGCGCACACGUCUUGGCAGCUCCAUCAUCCUUGACUGUCACUUUGCCUUGGCUCCCAGCUUCAUACUGUCCUCCCUGGAAUGGAGGAGGCAGCACCGAGGCAGAGGUCGCAGCAUUUUCCGAUACCAUGUGGAGAAUGCAGACCUGACAGCGCAGCCAAAAGUCCAUGUAGAUGUGGAGCAGCUGCUGCAGAAUGGGGACGCAACGCUUACCUUGCAGGAAACAGCCGUGGAUGAUGAGGGAACAUACAUCUGCUUGGUGUCCACAGCACAGCACCAAGUCCAACACAAUAUCCAGCUGGUAGUGGCUGAGCCCCCAAGAGUUCGUGUGUUUCCAACAGAGGUGUCAUUCAAGAGAGAUGAGACCAUUACUCUGACCUGCAUCAUUGCUGGCUAUUACCCCCUGGAUGUCUCCGUGACCUGGACACAGAAGACUCCAAAGGAUGAGGUAGAAAUCAAUCUGUCAAACACACGCUUCUCCAGUCACCGGCAAAGCCAAGAUGGCACCUACAGCGUCACCUCCUACCUCAGCAUCAGCUCAGCCACAGUGCAGGCUCCAGCCACCUACACCUGCCAUGUUUCACAUGUGGCUCUGGAGGCUCCCAUCUCCAUCAGCACUCAUCUGAUGGUACCAGAACGUAUGGAAAUGGAAGGACUGGUGGGGGGAGCCAUUGCCACUGCCAUUUUCGUUUUUGUUCUCUUUGUUGUGCUCAGGAGGAAAAGACCAGCUGAACCAAUGCCUGAACAACUUCUAACAUCUUCAGAGUAGAAGAAGGCUCAUGUCAGCCACCUGCCCUCCACUGUCUCUCUUCUCUUAGAAUCAUAGAAUCACACAUUACCCUGAGUUGGAAGGGACCCAUAAUGAUCACUGAGUGCAGCUCCUGGCUUCACACAGGAGUGUCUGAAAAUCAACCAUAUGACAGAGCACUGCCAAGAGUCUUCUUCAACUCCAGCAGUGUGGGGCCAUGUCCACUGCCCUGCAGAGCCUGUUCUGCAUCCUGCUUAGUAGAGUCAGUCUUGUCCAAGUACUGACAGAGAUAAUGGUUAGUACAGAAGGGGCUUACCCAGCUGGAGGAGCCGAGUGCCCAUUCAAGGAUGGAGUCUGAGAAGAGAGACAGGAAAUUGUGCUUUCACCUCAGAACAACACUGACAGCCUCAGCCCUGCUGGGAUGCUGCAUAUAGAUAAGUGUUUAUAUUACUGUACAUGUGUGAGUCUGUAUAGAUAGAUGUAGGUGUAAAUAGUUAUACAGUUAAUUUACAUACAUUGUGUAUAGACACAUAGCUGUAGAUGUAUAUAGGUAUAUUUUCUUAAUGCUUUAAGGUUUUAAGGAAUAUAUUUAUGUACGUGUGUAUGUGUGUGUGUUUUAACCAUAGAGCCAGGCAAAUGUGUAGGCAAAACUGGUUAAUCUUCAAACUGAGCAAGUUGCUUACAUUGCAAGUCCAGCAGUCAGAACAAGAUGAUGAAAGUUCUCCCAUGGAAAGCUACAAUAAAAUUUUAAUUUAAAAAAAAAAAAUAGAUUGAAGUUUAUCAAAUAGAGAUCUGUGGUUCUGCUGUUGGGAAAAAUACAGGCACAAUCAAAUGUCUUUAAAAUAGAAUCACAUAUUCAGAUUAGAUGUGGAUGUAUUUUCAGAAUAAGGAGUGUUUUGAAUGGUAACAAUUAAGCUUAAGCAUUUUUAGAUCAAUAGGCUGAGAUAAUUUGCAUCUCAGCAUUAUAAAAGCUUUGGCUGAGAAGGUGUCUGGUCCGAUUGACUUUGGUAUAUUAGAAUACUCAGGGAAUCCCAAGAUACUGGAAAAGCAUGUGGUGCCAGUGUUCAGAGAGAACUCUCAUGUUUUGAGACACUGCUCUGACCUUACUACGACUGUUUCCCUUAAUUACACCACUAAGUGUGGGCACCGAUGGAACAACCAGCAGAUACAGGCACAGGGAGAACCAACAGCUGCAAGUUAAAUAUAGGCAUGUUCCAACUAGGAUAAGAUAAAAUAUACACAGUGGUGAAGAGGAUUUUCCUUGCUGCCUAUCAGCAAAAAUGGCAGACUAUAUCACGAGAUCUUCAAAUAAAGACCAGAUUACUGUCAUUUAAUCAAAACCAGUUAAUGACCUCAGUUAAAAGAGAUAUUGAUCUGUUAAUUUAACAAAUGUCUUUGUUGGGUAUGGAAUGAGAGCUGGUGAUUUGCCCUUCUUUUCAUAGAAUCAUAGAAUUGCUCAGGUUGGAAAAGACCUUCAAGAUCAUUAAGUCCAACCACAACCUAAACAUAGUACCCUAACUUGAACAAUCUUUUGCUAAAUCAUAUCUCUGAGCACCACAUCCAAACAGUUUUUAAACACAUUCAGGGAUGGUGACUCAACCACCUCCCUGGGGAGCCUAUUCAAAUGCUUAACUACCCUUUCUGUAAAGAUUUUCCUGAUAUCCAACAUAAUCUGGCACAGCUCGAGGCCAUUUUCCCUUAUCCAUCUGUCCCCAUGGACUUGUGAGUGUCCAGCUUUCAGAGCAGGUCCAAAACCAUCUCAUCAUGGAUUAUGCAGGGCCUAUUCUGUUCCCCAUCCCUAUCUACCAGUACAAGGGGCUGUGUGCCCAGGGAGUAACUAGUCUUACUAUUAAAAACUGAGGCAAAGAAGGCUCUAAGUACCUCAGCCUUAUCCUAUUCCCUGGUCACCAUAUUGCCCUCAGCAUCCAAGAAGGGAUGGAGAUAGCCCUCCUCAUGUUGUUGAUGCAUUUAUAUAAAUAUUUUUAUCCUUCACCAUAGUGGCCAAGUUCAGUUCUAGGUCAGCUUUGGCCUUUCUAAUUUUCUCCCUGCACAGCUUCACUAGGUACUUGUAAUCCUUAUGUAUAUCUUGCCCACUCUUCCAAAGACCAUAAACUCUCAACCCCAUCAUUACCAUUAUUGAUUUCCAUACAUUCACAUUCUUUCUGAACAUAGAGGGCUACACCACCGCCUUUCUUGCCUUGCCCAUCUCUUUUGAAAAGUCAGUAGCCAUCCAUCACAACACUCCACCUGUGUGAGUCAUUCUACCAUGUUUCUGUGAUGGCAACUAUAUCAUAGCUCAUAGCUUUCUGAUCGCACAAUUGCCUCCAGCUCCUCCUGUUAUUACCCAUGUAAGAGCACCUGAGCCUGGCCAUCAUUUGAGUGGGAACAGCCCUAAUACCCUAAUACCCUUUCCUUAGUUAUCCCUCUGCUCAAACAGUUUAAGGUAGCAACGUUGAUCCAGCAGUCUAACUACAUUUGUUUGGAUGUACCUUAUGAAAGUAGCUAAAUUUUGGCUGGUAUGCAUUUCAAAGCAAACGUGCGUCAACGGUAAGGCAUCUGUAAAGUGUUUAAAUAAACUCUGAGCUUGCUUCCA
Messenger RNA from Coturnix japonica (Japanese quail), 4048 nucleotides. RefSeq names its product TAP binding protein like (gene TAPBPL). NCBI's taxonomy places the organism in Eukaryota, Metazoa, Chordata, Aves, Galliformes, Phasianidae. The record is from RefSeq and is a predicted model, not a curated record.